CGGGGAUGGGGAGCACCGAGAGCACUCCCCGCAAGGUGUCCUUCGGGGUAGACGAGGAGGAGCGGGUGCGGGUGCUGCAGGGGAUCCGGGGUCUGACCUGUGCCCGGAGCUGAGAAAUGCAGAGAAGCAGAGGACGGACACGUUCUUACCUCGGCCCCUUUGAAACGCCGUUAAGACAAGUGCUGAGGGAGGCUGGGUCAGUUCCGAAUCGGCAGUGCUUGUCUUGGUUCUCAGAGGAAGACGUGAUUAAUGAGCUCUCUGAAGAUGUAGUUAAUCGCAUGAAGGACCCCUCUGCAUCUUCAAAGGUGCAGCAGCCAUCUCCUGCAUCACCACCUCCUGCUUCGACAUCUACUUCACCACCUGCUGCUUCGUCACUUCAUACUUCACCAUCUCCUCCUUCAUUUUCUCAUUCUUCAUCUUUUGUAUUUGGCUCUCCAGAAGGCAAGUCAAAGCAUCCUAGGACAGACCCUAAACCCCCCAAAGCUGAGAGCCAGAGUAGCCAGCAGCCCUCUGAAGCAGAAGAGGAUCUGUACAGGAGAUAUGAACAGGAGAAGGCCAUGAUCCAAGAAGAGCUACUUCAGCUGGUGAAGAGAGAAAGGGAGGUGGCCAGGGAGCACCUGAAGUCAUCCCUUCCGUGGGAGAAGAAGGGCAUGAACCAGGAGAAGCAGAGAUCAGCUCAGCUGGCCAAGGAACUGGAAGGUGUAGAAGCAGAGCUAAGACGCCGUGACAUCUUCUAUAAAGAGCAAUUGGGUCGCAUUGAAAGAAAGAAUGCUGAAAUGUACAAACUGUCAUCACAACGGUUCCAUGAGGCAGCUACUCAGCUGGAAGAUACAAUAAAACCUCGAAGGGUGGAUCCUGUGUGCUCAGGCCUUCAAUCCAAGAUACUUCACUGCUACCGAGACAACCUUCGGGAGGUACUCAAGUGCUCUGACCUGGUCAAGGCCUACCAACACUGCGUGAGCACUGCCCAGAAGUCUAACAUGAAACAAGCUGCCAACCAUCCCUGAAGAAUCUUCAACAGACGGAGAUGGGGAAAAUUGUCAGGCUGUAUUAGACCAAAUGGUGGCUGAAGAGCAACAAUCAUUCCUGGCAUGGAGAGAGCCCAGCAGCAGCAGCAGGCGUGCUUCAGUGAAGUUACCACUUGCAGGACCACA
Molecule: messenger RNA, 1154 nt
Organism: Phascolarctos cinereus (koala)
Lineage: Eukaryota; Metazoa; Chordata; Mammalia; Diprotodontia; Phascolarctidae
Source: RefSeq, a predicted model, not a curated record